GGGGGGAAGCAUUUAAGAACGGGACCGCGAGCCGCGCUUGUAAACAGACAGCCGGGCUGGGAUGGUCGGCGGCCAGACGGGCUGUCACGGCGAGGCGGGCUUGCUGCGAAGCCGAGCCCCAGCCAGGAGUAGACUGCAGGCCCGGCAGGUGAGGGGAGAGGCCCCGCCGGCGGCCAGGAAAUUAAGGAUUGCCUGGUGUUGCUUUGACAAGCACUUCCUGUUAUCUUUACCGAGAUCUCCGUGAAGAAUAAUCUCAAAGGAGCAUUUGUCUUCCCAUACCUCUGCUAAUGGCCAUUAGCUGCUAGCAAAUGCUUUUAAUGACUGAAAAAACAUCAACUAUCCUUGUGCUUGGCCUGCUGUAGGCAGUCGAAUGAAGGUUUCUUUCAGUUGUUUCCAGAACUCUAUUGCUGAAGCGCACCUCUCCCUAUUGGGUAAAUGAAUGUUCAUGAAGCCCGUUCCUGAACCAGCUGAGGAGCCUUAGGCCUCUUGGAGCCUGUGACAUGGAAGCUUUGGAAGUGGAUGAUAUCAGCCCGGCCUUGGAAGUUACUGAGGAUUUCUUUAGUACUUUUGAUAGUAAGCUAGAAAAGGCUGUGCGACAAGCUGAGGUUUAUGGGAUUCAGGAAGUCCCUGAAUUGGUGGGGCACGAGGUACUCACUAACAUAACAGACAAUGGUGCUAUCAGAAAUGUUGCCUCCCUGGGCAAGGGGGGCCUGAUUUGGGACCACUGUAAGAGCAGGCUCUUAGAAACCAAAGCUCAAAAUGUCUUCCCUGCCAAAGAACAGUUUAUGGUUCAGAAAGGGACAGCCCCAGAUAAUCUUUCCUGGAUGGAACAAAAGGAAGCAUCAACCUUUAACUUUUUCAACAUCUGUCAGCGUCGGAGGGACAGGCCUCGCUCUGUCAAUGACUUAUUGGAUGAGACCUCUACUUUCAAGCCAGGGCAUGCUCGGUCAAGGUCAGAUAUUACCCAGGUGGACUGGAGGCUAGUCCUCCAAACUAUGCCUCUGCAGCAGCAGCCGUGUCUUCGGGGCCCUCAUUUCACCAGGCCGGCUUUUCUGUCGUCCUCACCAAAUAAGGUCGAAGAUGCUCAAGGGAAUACUGAACACAAGCAGGCAUUCCCAAACAUUCUGAAGAAGGGGUACCUGGAGAUUAGGAAGGACCAUGACAGUUACUGGCAAAGCUGUUACGCAGAACUCUCCCCCUACAACUUAUACUUCUACAGCCUUGACAGCAGUGGCAAUCAAGCCCUCUACGCCACCUACCAGCUUUCACACUUCCAGAGCAUAUCUGUUUUGGGCAACCUUGAGGCCAGGCUGGUGGAUACCGUUCUGUAUGACAACACUCAGCUGCAGUUAAAGGCAGAGUCACCAUGGGAGGCUUUGGACUGGGGGCAGAAGCUAUGGGAAGUCGUGCACGCCGCCGUGCCUGGUUACGUGGGGCGGCAGGAUGAGUUGGCCAACUCUCCAGGGCUUGGUCAUCACGUUGACUGUACACAGAAUCAUUGUUUACAGAAGAAAUCCAGUCAGCUGCUCGCACCAUCACCUGUCUUGGAUAGCCCCAGACAAUACCAAAACAUCGUCAAAUCAGGGACGCUGUACAGGCUAACUGUCCAGAACAACUGGAAGGCAUUUACUUUUGUGCUGAGCGGGGCCUACCUUAUGGCUUUCCAGCCUGGCAAGCUAGACGAGGAUCCCCUGCUAAGCUACAAUGUGGACGUGUGUCUGGCUGUCCAGAUGGACAACCUGGACGACUGUGACUCUUGUUUUCAAGUCAUCUUCCCCCAAGACGUCCUCCGCCUCCGCGCUGAGACCCGGCAGAGGGCCGAGGAGUGGAUGGAGGCUCUGAAAACAGCAGCCAAUGUGGCGAGGAGUUCAGAGCAAAACCUGCAAGUCACCCUGAGGAGCAAACCCAAGGAUCAGAUGGGUGGGCACGAACUCAGGAAGAACAAACGUCAGUCUGUGACCACCAGCUUCCUCAGCAUUCUGACAACCUUGUCUUUGGAACGAGGACUCACUGCUCAGAGUUUCAAAUGUGCAGGAUGCCAGCGAUCCAUAGGCCUUUCCAGUGGGAAAGCCAAGGUGUGCAAUUACAGUGGGUGGUAUUACUGCAGCAGCUGCCACGUGGACGACACUUUUCUCAUCCCGGCGCGCAUCGUCCACAACUGGGAUACUUCAAAAUACAAGGUAUCGAAGCAGGCCAAAGAGUUUCUGGAGUACGUGUACGAAGAGCCCCUGAUCGACAUCCAGCAGGAGAACCCCAUGCUGUACCGCCACGCCGAGCCGCUGGCCACCGUGGUGCGGCUGCGGCAGCGGCUGAAAUCUCUGCGAGCCUACCUGUUCAGCUGCCGGGCGGCCGUGGCCGAGGAUCUGCGCCGCAGAAUUUUCCCCAGAGAAUACCUCCUUCAACAGAUCCACCUGUAUUCCCUCGCUGAUCUGCAGCAGGUGAUAGAGGGGAAGCUGGCUCCAUUCUUGGGCAAGGUCAUUAAAUUUGCCACCUCACACGUGUACAGCUGCAGUCUUUGUAGCCAGAAGGGGUUCAUCUGUGAAAUCUGUAACAAUGGAGAGAUCCUCUACCCUUUUGAGGAUAUUUCAACAAGCAGGUGUGAAAGCUGUGGAGCUGUUUUCCAUUCCGAAUGCAAAGAGAAGUCCGUCCCCUGCCCGAGGUGUGUCCGCCGAGAGUUGCAGAAGAAGCAGAAAUCUUUCUGGCGGAGGCUGAACAUGGACGAGAGCCUGGAGGAGGCUUGCAACAUGUUCGAGCUGUCCUACCAGAACACCUGAGUCAGCAGGGGCCCGAGGCCAGGGACUGACCUCCCGCUGAUCCAGCCGAUGGCGGCGUCCUCGCUAGCCAGUGAGAUCCCUUUGGAGGAAGAGUAGGUCUCAUCGUCCGCUAGAUAUAAAUCUGUAUUUGCAUACGUAGCCACACAUCCCAGUGCAUCCUGUAUGUAUGUUCUGUGUCAAUCGCUGUCCAAAAGGUCCGUGACGCCUCUGUGGCCCAAAACAACUACCAGUAGCUGGAGUACGCUUAGCCAUGAACUUCAGCAGCUCGCUCCCAAGCAAAACGUGGUUUACACGCCAUGCUUUAUCAUUCAGAUUUUUUUCCUUUUUUUUUUUUUGGCUCUCGGGCCAUUUUAUUACACAGGACACAGGAGGGAGCAUUUCCUACAGAACCACAGAACUUCGGGUUAUUUUUGUGUUAUUUAUUUUUAGCCUUCGCAGAGGCCGAGGUAACUGAGGCAAGCACUCAUCAUCGUUUGUUUCAUAUGAAAAGCUUCCGGACACAGGAACAAUGCCUGGAUCGUUCCAGGACCCCGUGUCCCUGACGCCGUCACCUCAGUUUCUACCACACAGGUGGGGAUCACCUGAGCCGAGCCGAGUGGCUCAGAGGUGAGGCGUGCGAGCUCCCUCUGACACAAAGCAUGCGCCCCUGAUUUAUGAGGAGAGCUCCUUCUGGUUUGGAGGUUGAUCUCGGGUCUUUUCCUGAGGAAAAAAGACCCCUGAGACGUGACUGCAUGUGUCGGUCUGUUGGCUGGUACGAAUCCCAGCGCCGCCUCCGGACGCGGCGUCCCCACCAUAGUGACUGAAAACACAGCUUUCUGAAGAGCCGUUUUCCCGGGCUUUCGUGGGUAAUAUUUAUGCUUUUGUAAUGGUGCUGGUCCGAGGAAAUCUGCGACUGUGGUUAAGCACAUCGGCUCGGAGACGGGUGACGAGCUAGCGUACGCUCUACCAGACGGUCUUGAGUUUCUCCUCACAGAAUCUUGUGUAGGCAUUUCCUCCCUAUUUAUUUUAAAUGCUUUAUUUCUCAUUGUUCUUCAUUGUACUUUCAUUUGGACCUUUAAUUUGUCAAUUUAACCACUUCCACCUUCACAUUUUUAAGACUGUACAAAAUCCAAGUAACACGGGACUUCAAAACACCCACGCUAGACUAUUGAGAAAAUACCAAACUUACAGAUAGAAGUAAUGAAUUCAAUGUAAUAAUGCUGUUUAAAUAAAUACACACACACGUAGUUGCCACCUUAGAGCGAAACAGAGCGUGCUAAAGUCGCAUCAUAGGAAUAGGAAAUAGGAUGAACCGCUUCGCCACUCGGCCAAGUAGUGUCCCCACCGCAGCGCCCCCAGAGCCGUGGUUGUGACCACGAUGUCAGGUAGGACGGCGCGGGAAACCACGGCUCCGGUCCUCCCGCCGGAACGCUUUCCAGAACAGGAAGAUACACUGAUACUGAAACGGUUUUCGGCCGCCUAGGUGAGAAGACUGUUUCCACGGAGCAGACGCCGCCAGUGCCCUGCCGGAGAGGUAGUUUCACUGCUGUUAGGAUCUGGAGCUCCAAUGGCUCACAAAGCACAGGGUGCAUUUAACCCCAUUGCCACCCCCCCAACACACACACCGUGCUCCCUCCAGACCCUAACUCUUGAUCCCGCCAUCCAUUUAGAGGCGAGACAUUUCAGACAGACUUGCGCAGGCUGCCAGUUCCUUGGGCCCCGGACCACACGCUUCAUUUCUUUUCCGAUUCUCCAGCAGCUGUAACCAAGGGCAUACAAACUUGCUAAAAGGCCAAGGCCCCCUUCGCGAGGAGACCUUACGGAGCCUUUUCUUCUUGGAAAAACAGGUUGACUUUUCCCCCACCCCAGCUGUAGAGAACGUUGCACACAAAAGAUAAAGGGUGGAAAAUCUCAAACAAGCACUUGGCAAACAGGCAAACAAAUUUGAUCCUCUCCUUUUUCCUCCCCUUCGUGAAACAACAGUAUUUAUAUUUUCCAGCCUCAGAGAAGAUAGCAGAACAUGAUCUUUCACAAGAGAAUUAUAGACCUGCUUAUUAUAAAACAGAUGUGCUCCGAUGGCAAAGUGCCUUUUCCCUCCGCCCCCAGCUCCCUGUCACCGUAGCUUACUUCUGCCUUUGCCGUAAUUAAUGUAUCCGUGAUCCCCACUGUCAGCAAGGCCGUCCCCAGCACACUGCGUUUGGAGCCCUGAAGUGCAGACCCCCUCCUCCCCGUCCAGCACGUUUGCUCUACAUACAGGAUUUCCUGUCCCGCCUCACAGGCACCUAGCGCCCGACCUGCUGAGAGGGUGGGAUUCUGGAUCCCUGUUCUAAAGACCUUUGUCUUCACGGGUGCCCUGCUAAAUACUGACCUCCCCUGGGGACUCCUAAGGAGAACCUUCUACCUGUGUCACUUUCUGCUGCUUCUCAAAAGGGAAAAAAAGAGAGAGAGAGAGAGAGGUACUAUCGCCAUGGGCUACCCAGAAGCAGGAUUACAUGCCGGCCGCUUCUGUUUUCUCUCCCUUUUGUACGCCCCUGACAGCCUGGCCGGUGCCACCCACCGGCCUACACAGCACGCAGCCACCACCACCAAAAUCUGAAAGGACAGAGCGGAGCCAGCUUGGGAAUUGGGUCUGUCAUGAAAAAUUCAAAAUUGCUGUUUUCCAGCCCAGAACGCCUUAGAGCACAUGAACGCCCUUACUGUUUUCCACCCAAACAAAUGACUUGGUGCACUGUUAGGUAAUUGUUCCACUGCUUAGAAACUGUCGAAACAAAAGCAGAUCCGUGGAUUACCACCUCCCUAAGACCAAGCUAAUACCUGCUUUCCCUCACAUUCCCUUUCUCAUCCCAUAUUAAAUAUCUUGCACGUAGAACACACGAGCAAAUGGCCAAUUAAUCUCCUAGAGCUGGCGGCCGACUCAGGGGAACCUCUUUUCACUUGAAAGGCCCAUUCCCCGUUGGAUCACUGGAGGAAAUCCCUCCUCACGGUGCCAGAAAUUCGUGUGUGAGACCGUCCAACCCUGGUAACAUGUUGGCAUCUAACCCUGCAGUAGAGAAGCCAGCUCCCAAAAUAGACCUGAGUUGCGCCACUGCAGGAAGGCCACAAAGUACUUCAAAAGCAGCGAACUGGAAUCGCAUCGUGUUCUUUCCAGGGCUGAUUUUCCCCAAAGUUGAAAGCCUCUUUAUAUGAAAACCACGUCAACGCUCGUCAUCCCCCUUUGCUUCCCUGCCUUCCAGGGGACCGUAUUAUCGUUCUUUUCCUAUCCGUAGUACUAAAGGGUAAUGUUGUUCGGAGCUUUCACGCUUGAUUCGCUGAGAGGGUAAUCGCUUUUCGAGUCUACUGGACAAGGCCUCCACCAAAAAGGGAAUAUCAGUAGCACUGGGGAUUUGCAGUUUCCAACUAACUCAGCGGUAUUUUGGACUCCUGCAAAGGGACUGGGCCAUGACUUCCGGCCGCCGGAGAACCCUGGUGUUGACCUCACUCCGGCUGCCACAGUCAGCCUUUGCGAAGCUAGAGUGAGUCCACUUUGCUGAGGUCUGGCCUCUGGUGUGGUUACUGCGUGGGUACCCAAUGAACAUUGACGCUGGACGGUGUCUCCCUGUGCCUCCUUGAAAAGGCUUGGCUUCCAAACCCAUGGCUUUGUUCUCUACCUGUUGGCCAAAAAAGGCCACGUGUAGAUCACUGGAUCAGGGCGCCCUGCGUGCCACACUGGCCACUUCCUGCAAGGAGAGGCGUUAUCUGAGGAAGCCAAGACACAUUUUGCUCCUAACUUAGGGGGAAGCCAAUGCUGCUGGUCCUAAAUUUGGGCAGAAUUAUUCAUCUCCACGACUCUGCUGCACUUUAUUGAAAUGACUGGAUUAGGAAGGCAAUCUUCAACUCUUAUUCUAAUACUGCCCAGAAUCAAUACACAGGUUUUGUUUUGUUUACUUUUCCCAGUAAAGAGCAAUGCAUACAAUUUCCCCCUUAUUUCUUGAAUUUUCUGUCUCGAUACUUUUCUUGCUGUAAGAUAAUGUCAGAAACUAGAGAAUUUGGGGUGAAACACAAAGAAAUGAACACUCUCUCCUUGGCAUGAAUUGAGUCCAUAGAGGUACUAUCUGUUUCCCUUUCCUUGGUACUCGUUCACCACUGAUACUUGUCAACAACGUGUUAGCGUGCUGUGUACCUUGGACCGUUCUUCUAACCCCGCGUCUAGGAGAACUCACUGCCCUAGGUUGAGCCCGGUGGUGGGUGAAUAAACCCCGCUCAGUUCAUUUAAGCCGACAAGCGUUGCUUUCUGUCAUGAGGCACAGUCAAGUCCUAGCACCCAGCAAUUCCCAAUGGUAGACAAUUCUAAUUUCAUUGUAUUCAGACCCUCCGACUCGAAGGGUUUUCUUUGGUGUGUCCUAGUGGGUGCACACCAAGGUCAAGUCUAAGUCACUUAAACUCUAGGUAAAAGUCGGAAGUGUGGAAUGCCCCCUCAGCACAAUCGCGGUUGUCAGGGGUUUUAUUUAAAACGGGUUCCCGGUGAUCAUAUUACAGGGCACUUUCCUCCUCAAGUGGUUCAAUUCGAGGAAAGGGACAACUGCUAUUUCGCUUUCGUUCCUCCCUGUGGAAAGAGAAGCCACCUUGUUAGAAAGGUGGAACGAAGCCACAGUGGGAGAAUCAGGCGUCUACAGCGACUCUUAGCGCGUGAAGACUCCCUCCUGGCCAGAGCACUCUAGCCCGGCCUCUCCCCUCCCCUUGAUCUUCCUUGCCCUCCUCCCGAGCCGAGCUGGGGUCAGGCCUCCAGGCCAGACAGCCUCCGGCAGAAGGCGGGGAGCCGCGCUCGGCCUCCCUGCUGGGCUUCCCACCUGUCAUCCCCGUAGGAGUGCCUUACAGUACUGCCUUGUGCUUCUAGUCUCCUCCGUGGACUCACUGGAAGCCCGCAGGGCCCUUUGCCUAAAUGCAGAUCACUUUGCUUCUUCCCUGCUGGCCACUCUCUAUACAGAUGCCCUUGGAACCGCACAGUCCUCAGCGUGGCAGACCUUUCACCUUUGUUUAACCUGCUGCCUUAACCUCUCGAGGGAAGGAGUCCUUUGGGGAACGCGUUGUUGAAAUAGAAUGGUAGAAACAUGGGCUUUUCAGCUCCGUGGACACUUACACCAGGAAAUACAAAAGACACAACCACAUAAUGUUUUAACUUUGUUUUACGCUGGUGUUUUUUUUUUUUAAUCACUCUUUUUAUUUGUUUGCUUGCCUGCUUUCAUUAACCAAACUCAGGGGAAUGUAUGUCAUGAUGUCACCAAGGCUAAUGAGUAGAGGAAUUAAACCACUUCUCCAGAUUUCAAUCUGUAAAGUCAGUGAACUUAGCCUUUCUUCAGGUUAAAAAAUUACACAAACACAGAAUUUUCUUUUCUUUUACUGUAUAAAGGUUUUCUUUUUUACUUCACCACCUGUUUUCCAAGUAGGAAGUGGGAAGCCUCUUGGACACAUUGUGAUAAAAAUGUUUCUGGGCGGCGUGGGCGGUCCACUGAGCUACUAAAUUCGGCUUUUGCCGCUGGAGGCCUAGGUUCUGAUUUUGGUCACCUGCCACAAUCUUAUUUUGAAUAGCCAGAAGCCUACAAGAUUUGGGGGGUUGGGGGGAAAUCUGUCUUUAAGGAACAAUAAAAGGAGGAAAAAUGUUUAGUUUGCAAAUGAAGAGCCUUGAACGUGGUGCAAAAGAGUUCUGUUCCACUCAUUCCUCGGCUCCUGGGUCAGUUCUGUGUUGUUUUCCCUUAGUUCUGCUCAUGCAGUACAGAAUCAACUACAGUUCUGGGUUUGGGCUAUUCUGUCACUCUGUGUCGAGCUAUUUGAAAUAGCUAAUGUGCUAACAUACACACACAUAUAUAUGUUGUUUCUGUUUUCUGGAAUUUAUUGCCUUUUAUUUUGGCAUAACUUAUCCAUACCUUUGUUUAUAUCAUUUUUAAAUAUCAGUAACUGUAACAAUAUAAGACGAAGUUGUGUUGUUGACAAGAGCCCUCGUUUUUAUGGUCAUCUGUCAAAUAAUUUACGUGCACCAGUUCCUAAUGUAUAAAGUUCUCUCUCAAUAAACAAUACAGAAAGUA
Messenger RNA from Ailuropoda melanoleuca (giant panda), 8812 nucleotides. It is a transcript of the gene PLEKHM3, whose product is annotated as pleckstrin homology domain containing M3. Lineage: Eukaryota; Metazoa; Chordata; Mammalia; Carnivora; Ursidae. Bases 501 to 2774 code for a protein of 757 amino acids. The record is from RefSeq and is a predicted model, not a curated record. The transcript is spliced from 8 exons.